AGAAUACAAGAUGCACAGAUUGGUAGAAACCCUCUAACGAUUCCUCAAGCCUACAUAAGGAACCUAUUCCAAGCAUCUUACAACGUCGCAUCCAUUCUCACUUUGCUCUUGAUAUCCACCAAUACCAGCCGGACUGCUUCUAUCCCAACAAUAAGCUACAAACCUAAUAUACAAAAUGGACAAACAGUUUCUUGUCAAGAUGCAAAAUAUCAACAACACAACCCUCUUCUCCUCAAAAAGUCUAACAUCUCCGUGGUUGUCGGGAAAUGAGACAUCUUCAAUCUGGUAUUCGGGCCCAGAGAAACCAGCGCAAGGAAUACCAACGACUUCUCUGUUCGAACUACUCCUCGUUAUCAGUCUUCUGGUUAUUCAAUGUGCUCUCCUUCAUCCUAAAUUCAAAGAUUCCUCCUCUGCUCGACUCACCCGACUUUCUUUGGGCCCACUGAUCAUUGGAUGGGCGUUACUUUAUCCCUUUCGUCUACCGGUCGUACCAUUCGAAGAACGAGACAUCCUUCAUGGAUUCCUAGCCGUAAUGAUGAUCUUCAAGUCAAUUGAAUUCACUUUUGCUUCCGGGCCUUACCAUAUGCGUGGUUUGAAAACUGUCGAGGGUGUUCCGGUUUGGGAGAAAGAUUCGGUAGCCAAGCCUUCUCUUGAAGAACCAGAGUCAGGUUUGGGAGACUUGGCUCUGUGGACGGCACUGCUGUUUACCUCCCAACGUGGAUUGAGAUGGUCCUGGGGACCGGUGGGCAAAGGCAAUGAAAGUUCGUUCCUGCAAGCACUCUUGGAAUUGGUUCGGCUCCAAAUGGUGCUCCUCCCAUGUGUGGGAUUUGUACUCUACUCUCAAGAUUGGACCACUUACAGCUCCGACCCGCGAAGCGCGCUUCUUAGUUUAGGCAUCCCUUCGUUUCGAGGACUUGGCCUUGUAGCAGGCGCCAUACAUUCUGCCUGCACAAUGCUGGUUGUCAGCUCCUCGCUCGAGAUGUUCAAUGCAGUCCCAGUACUGUUGACUUAUCCUUUAUACCCAAUGGCCAAAAGCAUCGGUCUUUCACCCAAGUUGUAUGAACUCCUCAACCCAGCAAAUUAUCCUCCUCAGUUCGGCUCUUUGUUCGACUUUUCUUCAUUGGCUAAUUUCUGGGGGAAGUCCUGGCACCAGAAGUUUCGUCGUGCUUUUCUCUUCUGCGGCGGGAAACCGGCAAUGUCCAUCGCCAGAGCCUUGGGUGGUUCAAAAAAUGUUCAGAAAGCUUGCGGCGCCAUGGGCGUCUUUGCUCUUAGUGGGUUUCUUCAUGAAUAUCCCCUGUACGCUUACGAACGCGAGCCCCAUCCAUACCCUCGCCAACUGUUCAAGACCCUUCCCACUAGUUUCCUCUACUUCUUCGUCCAGUCAUUUGGCGUAAUUCUCGAACCAAUUAUUAUCCCCUAUAUCCCCAAAAGGCUGGGCGGGGCAAAGCUUUGGACGAUUUCAUUUUUGUUCCUCACUGCCCCACUCUUCACUCGAGAUGCCUGCCGUCCCGGGGGGCCGUUCAACCGAUACCGUUUCCCGCAACAAUGGACUUGGCUUGACAUGGUCAUCCCAGCUCCUUUUGCAGAGAAAUUGUUAUCUAGCAAGUAAUCAUAGAAGCCUAGCCGUGUAAUAUAAUUUGUUCAACUUCGAGGCUAACCCAGAUCGCACUGUAGACAACCUCUGUCAUUGUAAUACUCCCUUGUAGCACUCCAAUUUGUUAUAUAAAAGUGUAAUAUUUGAU
Molecule: messenger RNA, 1742 nt
Organism: Puccinia graminis f. sp. tritici CRL 75-36-700-3
Lineage: Eukaryota; Fungi; Basidiomycota; Pucciniomycetes; Pucciniales; Pucciniaceae
Exons: 3
Coding region: 176-1609 (477 amino acids)
Biological process (GO): lipid metabolic process
Source: RefSeq, a predicted model, not a curated record